CCCACGACCUCACUCACACCCGCCAGUCUGUAGAUACACGGGCGAGGACAGGCGGGGCGACGGCUGGUGUAACUCUUUCAUCGCCCCGGCAUUUAUAGAAGUAAAAGGCAAUCUGUCAACACACACGCACCACGCCAGGAAUGAUGUAUUUGGUCCGUGUACAGAGCGGUGCCAACGCCUGCCAGUAACAUCGAGUCCACACACUGACGGGAAACAACGACAGCCCGGGGCUCUCUCUCUCUCUCAGGCUCACUGUGAGGAAUGUAAAUUAGACUCCGCCCCGGGACUUUCUAACCGGACACGUGAAGUCUGUCAUUUACUUGUUGGAGAUACUGUGCAAGCAGGGAAAGAAAACACAAGUCACCACUCGAGUCCACAGCGCACGGCAGCAAAGUCGGUUGCAAUCCAGUUGUUUCGGUGUUCCGAUCUGCGGAUUUAUCCGGCUCUAGUGUAAUCUCAGGUAAAAAUCCCCCCCCCCACAAAGUCGAUAAGUGGUUCAGCGUUGCUCUUGUGCCAGCAUGGUUGUGAUUGAAGGAACUGGGAUGACUGCUGGGGUCUCAGAGCAAGACUGAAAACACGCCAGUCUCAUGACAACUUGGAAAGCUCCUGCUGCAAUGAGAUGCUACUGGAAGCGAUCAGUAACUACUCUUGGUUUUUCCCUGUUCCUUUGCUUGCUUGUGUAUAUUUGCACAAAGGAUGAUGAAGAAGAGAGUGCACUGAAAAUGGAAGAAAGGCGAUUGGCCAAAGAAAUAGCCGUGCAGCAGCUGUACUCCGAGAGGAACGUGCAGAACUUCAGGGAGCUGGUCAAUUUCUCUUCCCCCAUUAACGUCACCUAUCAAUAUUUGGCAGGGUACCCUUUGUUAAAAAAAAAAUACAUCACAGUAGGAUUGUCUUCUGUGAAACGGAAGCGAGGAAAUUACCUUCUUGAGACACUUAAGUCCAUCUUCAAGCAGUCUACUAAUGAAGAGCUCACCGAGAUGGUGGUGGUCGUCCACAUGGCUGACUUUGACAUGCUGUGGAAUAUGCAAGUGGUGCAGGACAUCUCUACAAAAUUUGCCCACCACAUAAUCUCUGGCCACUUGAUCAUCAUUCAUGCCCCUGAACAGCACUACCCACCGCUAACAGGCCUGAAAAGAAAUUAUAAUGACCCUGCUGAUCGUGUGACAUUCAGGUCAAAACAAAAUGUUGACUAUGCUUUCCUGCUCAACUUUUGUGCAAAUGUAUCUGAUUAUUACAUAAUGCUGGAAGAUGAUGUUCAAUGUUCCCACUCUUUCCUAACUGCAAUUAAGAAAGUCCUUGCUUCAAAAGAGGGCUCCUACUGGGUGACCUUGGAAUUUUCCAAGCUGGGCUACAUUGGAAAACUUUACCAUUCAACUGACCUUCCUAGACUGGCCCACUUUCUUCUGAUGUUUUACCAAGAGAUGCCAUGUGACUGGUUACUAAGUCAUUUCCGAAACCUUCUCACACAAAAAAAUGUCAUUCGUUUUAAGCCUUCCUUGUUCCAACACAUCGGAUACUAUUCAUCUUUCAGGGGUACGGAAAAUAGGUUAAAGGACGAUGACUUUGAAGAAGACUUCUUUGAUGUUCCUGACAACCCGCCAGCAACAAUCUCCACUAGCCUCAAAGUUUUUGAAAACUAUGACCCCAGCAAAGCCUACAGUAAUAGUGAUGAGUACUUCUGGGGAAAAUCACCCAGCACUGGGGAUUUCUUCACCAUUGUGUUCAUGAAGCCGAUGAACAUCACCAGAAUUCACAUAGUCACUGGCUCAGAAGAUAGACAUGGUGAUGUUCUUCAUUCUGGGAUCGUUGAAGUUGGAAAGAAUCCAAAAUUGACACAAAAGGGGAAAGAUUGCAUAGAAUAUGUUAAACUAAAGGAGUUUCAAAAUGGACAGUUUGACCAAAAAGAUGUAGGUAACAUUAUAAACUUCACCGUAGAAUGUGUACGGAUAUUUGUGACAGAAAGCCAAAGCGACUGGCUUAUUAUUCGUAGUAUUAGUAUUUGGGCAAAGCAAGCCACCUCACUAUGACAAAGUACAUGAAUUAUACCCCUCUAUUGUCUUUGGCUGUCCUCUCCUCAGUGACCUGCCUUGGGUUAUUGUUCUGUGUGUACACCUCGUAAAGCAGUCGCUUGUUCGUGACCGGGUCUGCCUAGCGAACUUUGAGAGCUUGUUGCACUGUGCAGCCUCAUCAAUUUCCGAAUGCACCUCCAGCCCUCAGAUGGUGAUUAGGAGAAAGCCUCUAUGCAGAUUCAGAUCCCUUCCCCUCGUCCCUGUCCAGGAGGAUCACAUUAGAGUGCAUCAGUUCAGGAAUACCGAAAAGAGCUAAAUAAUUAGUGGUUUGGCAAUUUUUCAGAUGUACAUAAUCUUUCAAUAAAUCAUGAGCGUUAUUCCAAUAGACCACACGAAAAUGACUUAUGAACGACACUCUGCCAGCCAGCUAGCCGGAAUCACGAGUCAAUUGCUUAGUUCCUGGUGUGGCAUGCAGCACAAAUGAUAGAUGUUUUGAAAAAAGUGCGAGAUUUUGUAUUCUAAGCUGAUGUUGAAAUAUGUCAGCCCAGAAUUAUGAAAUCUGUUCAGAGGUUUAAUUAUCAUGGUGAUCAGUAGGCAGCUCUCUCGUUUCCUCCACCUUUUAGCCCUUCACGUGUGUGAUGGGUAGUGAGAGAGUGUGACUGGGCAAGUAGACAGGGCCGGGAAGCAUGAUAAUUGAACUUCAAAGCUCACAUGAACAUUUUACAAAGAAAGCUCUGGAUAUUUGAUCUUUUUUUUUCCUGCAUCAAAAAUGAAUAAGCACAAUAAAUCUGGCAGACAAACUGAAAAGCUAAAAAAUUUAAAGUUUUUGAGCAAGAAUGGUAACAGUCAUGUUCAGAUCAAAUGGACAUUAGAUCACACCUAAUCUUUUCCAAUAAGGUGAUCAAGAGUUAAACCCUCUGUGGUCAUCCCCAAAAUGGAAGAUUUGCACAUUGUGGUACAGGUUUGCAAUGUGAUGGAAGGAGUACAAAGUGUCAGGUUGUGUGUCCUGUCUUUGUUUUACCUGAAAAGGAAUAACCCACAACUAGGGAUGUCCCCAACUCAGUAUCUGAGUCUAAGAAUGGAGAGGAUUGGUAGGGGACUUGUAGGAGGGAGAAUUUAAGUUAAUUUGUUCUUUAUAAAUGAUUUUACAAUUCCUCUUCAAAUGGACCCAGUUGAGCUUUGCCUCACCUUAGGGAAGGGGAUCAAUGGCCUUUAUUAAGUGUAAAUAACUGUGGACAAAUUAUGUAUAUUUUGUACAAGUAUUUGUACCUUGAUUCAAAGAAUGCCUUGACAUGUAAUAUAUUCCACAAAUAAUGUGAUCAUUGAUGUUUUCAAGGUAACUUUGCAAAUGAAGAUGUUUAUUCAUGAUAUCUUUUGAAUAAGGAAUUGUUUACUUGUUUUUUAAUGAGAUGAGCAGCUGUUAAAAUAUUUGGAUAUUAAAUGCAGUUGUGGUUCAUUAAUGUUAGAUAUGCUGCACUAUUACAGUUAGCUUUUUCAAGA
Messenger RNA from Amblyraja radiata (thorny skate), 3509 nucleotides. Its product is annotated as alpha-1,3-mannosyl-glycoprotein 4-beta-N-acetylglucosaminyltransferase C-like. The record is from RefSeq and is a predicted model, not a curated record. The coding region runs from base 588 to 2027 and encodes 479 amino acids. Gene Ontology annotation, biological process: protein N-linked glycosylation. Lineage: Eukaryota; Metazoa; Chordata; Chondrichthyes; Rajiformes; Rajidae. Gene Ontology annotation, molecular function: acetylglucosaminyltransferase activity. The transcript is spliced from 4 exons.